Babesia ovata is the source of this 216-nucleotide messenger RNA. Its product is annotated as cache domain methyl-accepting chemotaxis signaling domain multi-domain-containing protein. The transcript has 3 exons. Bases 1 to 216 code for a protein of 71 amino acids. The record is from RefSeq and is a predicted model, not a curated record. NCBI's taxonomy places the organism in Eukaryota, Apicomplexa, Aconoidasida, Piroplasmida, Babesiidae.
AUGACGCAUGAAAACGUGCACAAACGUACUUUUUCGAAGGACAAUCUCAAAAGCGCAGCUACGGUUGCAGGUGGCUAUCUCCUUUUCUCCGUAGCAGUGUGGUCCGUAUUUGCCAAUCCCAGGAGACAUGAAUGGGUUGAUGUCCUCAUGGAUUAUUGUAACCACAGGAGAUCACAGUACAGCGGAAUUUGGGCGAAAUUUUCUAGAAAACGUUGA